Molecule: messenger RNA, 621 nt
Organism: Procambarus clarkii (red swamp crayfish)
Lineage: Eukaryota; Metazoa; Arthropoda; Malacostraca; Decapoda; Cambaridae
Source: RefSeq, a predicted model, not a curated record
AUGGAUGCUGUGAGGGAGUACCCAACCAUGGGUGCUGUGAGGGAGUACCCAACCAUGGAUGCUGUGAGGGAGUACCCAAACAUGGAUGCUGUGAGGGAGUACCCAACCAUGGGUGCUGUGAGGGAGUACCCAACCAUGGAUGCUGUGAGGCAGUACCCAACCAUGGGUGCUGUGAGGCAGUACCCAACCAUGGGUGCUGUGAGGCAGUACCCAACCAUGGGUGCUGUGAGGCAGUACCCAACCAUGGGUGCUGUGAGGCAGUACCCAACCAUGGAUGCUGUGAGGCAGUACCCAACCAUGGAUGCUGUGAGGCAGUACCCAACCAUGGGUGCUGUGAGUGAGUACCCAACCAUGGAUGCUGUGAGGCAGUACCCAACCAUGGAUGCUGUGAGUGAGUACCCAAACAUGGAUGCUGUGAGUGAGUACCCAACCAUGGAUGCUAUGAGUAAGUACCCAACCAUGGAUGCUAUGAGUGAGUACCCAACCAUGGGUGCUAUGAGUGAGUACCCAACCAUGGAUGCUAUGAGUGAGUACCCAACCAUGGAUGCUAUGAGGGAGGAGCCAAGGUCUCGGACGAAAGCGUUACAGGUAAUCGGUAAUGAACGCUUGCUCACCCACUAA